AUACCCCGAGCUCUGUGACACACUGUUAUCGGCCGAUUAGCCGUCUCCUUCGCGCUAUCAUGUCCAUUGUUGUUCGGAUUCUACUUAAUAUUUAAUGGUCGCAGUCGCAUACAUGUGUAGCGACAAACAGCAUUUCGCCUGGGACUGGGAACAUUUGGCCCGAUUCUGAUUCCGUUCGGGGGCUCAGUUUCACACUUGAAGUCGAGCGGAUCGCAACCCAUCAAAUGGCGACCAACAGUGGAUCCCGCACCAUGCCCACCGUCGAGCACAAAUUAAACAUCACCGAGGAGGAGGUUCCGGAGCACAUCCGUCGGCUGGCUCAGGAGCAGGGCGAGUGCCACAGUUCCAAGGACCAGAUCAUCGAACAAUUCCGCACCUACAUUCUAGAACACAACGAGUGCCAGCCACACCGCACCGAUGCAAAAUAUCUGCAAAAAUUUUUAAGAGCUCGCUACUGGAAAAUUGAAAACAGCUACAGAUUGCUCUGCAGCUAUUAUAAGUUUCGCGAACACAAUAAAACCUUUUACGAAAAGGUUCGUCCUCUGGACUUGCGUCAUAUCGGCCAGUCGGAUAUCCUGACAGUAACGCCAUACAGGGAUCAACAUGGCCACCGCAUACUCAUCUAUCGUUUUGGGCUCUGGCGACCCAAUCGAGUGACCGUGGAUGAUAUUUUCCGGGCCACCAUUGUCCUGCAGGAGCUGGGAAGCUUGGAACCAAUCUCACAGAUCGUUGGAGGAGUGGGAAUCUUUGAUCUGAAGGAUCUGGGCCUAGAACACAUACUCCAUCUAAGCCCUAGUGUGGCUCAAAAGAUGAUUGCCCUGCUGGUGACCUCCAUGCCCAUAAGAACAUCCGCCCUCCACAUUGUGAACCAGAACUGGGUCUUUAAUGCAGCUUUCAAGAUAUUUAAGCCUUUCCUCAAUGCCGCCAUGCGUGAAAAACUUUACAUCCAUGGCAGUGAUAUGGCUUCUCUUCACAAACACAUAAAUCCUGAACAUCUUCCCAAGCGUUAUGGUGGCUUGCACGAAGAUUACUCUUAUACGCUCUGGCUGGAUAUGCUGAAAGAGCAGUGCUCAAGUAAUGGAGUCCAAAAAGAUAUGGAACAAUUGGGAUUCAUCUUUGACUAGGUAUCGAGCUUAGUUUAGUUUCAUAUAUAAGCAUGUGCUCUACUAGGAACUGAUGGUCUCUCAGUGGAUCUUUCAAUAUAUUGAAGGGAAAUUAUAAUAUUUUUGUAAUUUUGUACUCUUAUGGAAAUCAAACCAUAUUUUGUCUACUUAAAUGUUAUGUAAUGAUAUGAAAGUCAAAACAAACAAAGUAGGUGAUAUUUUUAAAAUUAAAUAACUUUUAAAGAUA
Drosophila biarmipes is the source of this 1350-nucleotide messenger RNA. RefSeq names its product alpha-tocopherol transfer protein. The coding region runs from base 225 to 1124 and encodes 299 amino acids. Gene Ontology annotation, molecular function: phosphatidylinositol bisphosphate binding. The record is from RefSeq and is a predicted model, not a curated record. Gene Ontology annotation, cellular component: membrane. The transcript is spliced from 6 exons. Lineage: Eukaryota; Metazoa; Arthropoda; Insecta; Diptera; Drosophilidae.